Molecule: messenger RNA, 1254 nt
Organism: Colletotrichum scovillei
Lineage: Eukaryota; Fungi; Ascomycota; Sordariomycetes; Glomerellales; Glomerellaceae
Exons: 3
Coding region: 1-1254 (417 amino acids)
Molecular function (GO): hydrolase activity, acting on carbon-nitrogen (but not peptide) bonds
Source: RefSeq, a predicted model, not a curated record
AUGCUCACACUCAAUCCUGACGAUAUUCCAAUCUACAAGAUCGACAUGGGCAAGCCUGCUGAAGAGCGCUACAUUGAGCUCGCCAAGGAUCUUGCUCCCAAGAUAAGAGAAGUGAGCCCUCUCUUUGACGGGGUGAUUGAGGCGACCUUCCCUCGGGGCAUGUCUGGCUUUGCCAAGUUCACUUCUCGGUUCACCCUCCGUAAGGUCUUCGACCCCGAGCAGACCAAGGAGAUCAAGUCCAUCGCUGAGAUUGCUGGCAUCCCCGUUCACCAGCUCAUGGCCCUCAACACCUUUCUUGACCUGAUGCUUGGAUGUACAUCUGGAGCUGCCUUGGUCAAGGAUGACUCCAAGCGCAAGAUUGGUGGCGGUGAUCCUGACCGUCUGAUGCACUUUCGCACUCUUGAGUGGGGCAUGGAUAUCCUACGUGAUAUCCUUGUCAUCAUUGAGUAUGUCAACACGAACAAUGGCCCGAAUGAGGUGAUUGCCAGAUCAGUCACCUAUGCUGGCUUUGUCGGCAUGCUGACUGGUGUCCGCCUUCUAAGGCACCAAAUCAAGGUCCUCUUCGGCUUGCGCGAGUCUGUUCCCUCAAUGCUCCGCCGCAUCAUCCUCAAUGAGGAUAUUUCCAUCAAGAAUGACAAGGUCUAUGAUACCGAAGACCCAAACCCCCAUGGGGAAAGCAGAAAGCCCACUCUCAUCACGUCCAUCGGCAAGAAGCUUGCCUCUUCGAAGACGUCGCCCUGCUACCUGACCCUCUGCGAUGGAAGAGAGGUAGUGAACAUCCUCAAGGAUCUUCAUGACGGCAAGAUCAAGACGAGCAGCGUCUUCCAGAUUCAGUGCAACCACGACCCUGACCAUCGACGCUGCUGUGGCCGCAUGGCUGCACGCCACGGCGCCGACCCUGUCCAGGCAAAGCUCAUUGAAUUUGAGGACUGGAUCGAGGUGUCUGCGGAUCGUCAGAAUGCCUUCCACGACAAGUGGAUUGAACAUGUCCGUGCCAUCACCAACGGAAACGACAUCACCUGGGCCACGCAGAAUAGUUGCUGCACGGAUCUCGAGCUUGAUGCCGAGGCUAGCAAAUCUGGCGAGAUGACUGGCGUUGACGAGGCCAAACUGCGCGAAUGGAUCGCUGCCUAUCCUACCACCAAUGAGUCGACUCACUUCAUGUGUAUCAUGGAUCCUCAGACCGGUGAGAUCCGCUGGAUCUCUCGUGGCCCUGACCCUCUCGCAAUGUUUGAGUUUGGCGACGAACUUUAG